Messenger RNA from Trichoderma virens Gv29-8, 1080 nucleotides. RefSeq lists its product as uncharacterized. Bases 1 to 1080 code for a protein of 359 amino acids. The transcript is spliced from 3 exons. Gene Ontology annotation, molecular function: FAD binding. The record is from RefSeq and is a predicted model, not a curated record. Lineage: Eukaryota; Fungi; Ascomycota; Sordariomycetes; Hypocreales; Hypocreaceae.
AUGUCUCCCACUAUUGCUAUCAUUGGUGCUGGGCCAUGCGGCUUAACUCUGGCACGCCUUUUGGAGCGCAAAGGUGUCGACUAUGUUGUGUACGAGCGUGACGAAUCCGACGACUCCAAUCGUAGGGGAGGUAGCCUCGAUAUUCAUGCAGAGACCGGACAGCUUGCGUUGAAAGAAGCAGGUCUUUUUAAUGAAUUUAAGAAGCAUGCUAGGUACGAAGAUACGUCGUUUGCAAUUGCCAAUCAACAGGGAGAAAGGGUGUUCCAGAUUGGCCAAGCCCGCGAUGCGCCUGAAAUCGAUCGAGUCUUAUUACGCCAAAUAUUGUUAGACUCGAUACCAAAGGAAAAGGUUCGCUGGAAUCACGUUCUUAAGAGUGUCACUUUGGAGCAAGACGGCCAGCAUAUUCUCCAAUUUACAAACGGAUCUUCAGCGUCUGGAUUUAAGCUCGUUAUUGGUGCAGAUGGCGCCUGGAGCAAAGUACGGGCUUCGAUUACACCGGCAAAGCCACAAUACUCGGGCAACCAUUAUAUAGAGUCAAGGAUAAACCCCGACAGCCCUUACUACCCGACAAUGGUCUCAAAAGUAGGUGCAGGCACUUUAAUGUGCUUAGGAUCCUCGAAAGAGAUCGUCACUCAGCGUCAGGGCAACGGGUCGUAUAGAAUCUAUCUCGGCGUUACUGUACCCGAAAACUUUGUACGAGGUGGCAUUGUCGAUCUGGAAGAUACUGAAUCUACCCGGCGCUUAUUUCUUUCUUCAGAAUUCUUUGGUAAUUGGGCAGAAGAACUUAAAGACUUGAUUCGAUAUUCAGAAGAUUUCCGCAGCUGGCCCCUGUAUUACAUGGCUCCAGAAGCAGUGAGCUGGAAUUCAGUUCCUGGUCUGACUUUGGUCGGAGAUGCUGCUCAUGUCGCAACUCCGAAUGGCGAAGGUGUUAAUUGUGCCAUGGCAGAUGCACUCUCACUGGCCUCAAAAAUUGCAACGUAUGGCACAGAUGCCUUGGAUCGCGCCGUCGUGGAAUAUGAAGAAGAUAUGUUCCGUCGCGGAGUCGAGCAUAUAAAGAGUGGCUCAACCUUCCUAACUUGA